Messenger RNA from Liolophura sinensis, 5446 nucleotides. RefSeq names its product fibroblast growth factor receptor 4-like. The coding region runs from base 27 to 2531 and encodes 834 amino acids. The transcript has 16 exons. Gene Ontology annotation, molecular function: ATP binding; transmembrane receptor protein tyrosine kinase activity. Gene Ontology annotation, cellular component: plasma membrane; signaling receptor complex. Lineage: Eukaryota; Metazoa; Mollusca; Polyplacophora; Chitonida; Chitonidae. Gene Ontology annotation, biological process: cell surface receptor protein tyrosine kinase signaling pathway; positive regulation of kinase activity; protein phosphorylation. The record is from RefSeq and is a predicted model, not a curated record.
GUCUACGGUGAGCGAGGAGCAUCAACAUGGAAUUAACACGUCUGGUUUUCUUUCUGCUUCUUCCUUGCUUGGCUGACCUGAGACUGCCCUGUGACCUGGAAGGAGCUGCCAAAUGCCCAUUGCAGAAUAAUACUGAGAGCAAGGAUCAGCUCUGCCAGCAGCUUCGGGACUAUGUGACAUGUGUAGAGCACCACAUCGAAGGCUGCACCAAGAAUCAGUCCCACAGCUACACCGAGGCAAUAGAACACCUGAAGACUGGCUACCAGGGCGGUUCCUUCAACUGCCACUUUGAUCACCCAGGUGGUAGCCUGGUCAUACAAGGCCCUCCUCACGAUGUUGUGGGGUUUCUCAACACUACAGUGCAGGUGUAUUGUAAUGUUAUACGUCGUGUUGAGAGUCAGGACUCCACCAACACCGGCGUGUUCACACUUUUCUGGCAGUUCAGGCCCUGGAACGCCUCAACAUUCAAAGACAUCCUCACCAUUACUGGACUCUAUUACUAUUCAUGGAAUGUGGCCUCCGCAGACUGGGCCAAGUACAACAUCACUCAAGGGAAGCAACUAUCCAUUCAUAACCUUAACUACACUGACGCUGGGACGUAUAGGUGUGGGCUGAGUGAGACCAAGGAGAUGGCUGAGGCAGAAGUGUUUGUCUUAGGAAAUGCCCGAUGUGAGAAUGAACGUCCAGUAAUAGAGUUACUGAAUGCCAGUCACCCUCCCAACUCGCUGUACUCAUGUGACGUGAACUUUGCAGGCAGUGCAGCACCUAACCUGACCUGGUACUACCGUUCAGACCAGCUGAUUGAGAAGGAGGAGACUGUGACUAAUGGACUGGCCUCCUCACUCCUCUCCUUCCCUGUCACGCCCAUGGACCGUGGCAAGAACUACCGCUGUCACCUCAGCUAUGACGCUGCCAAGUGGGUGCACAUCUGUCAACCCUCCCCACCCCUCAACAUCAAAUUUCCUGUGCAGGUGACCUCUCUGGUAGUGAACCCGUACACCAAGUCCAACUUUUUCCACAAGGGUGAGAAGAUAACUCUGUACUGCGGUGCUACUGGUGACCCCGCUCCUCACUUUGAGUGGAAGUUCCGUGCGGUGAACUCCACAGGCUUCCGCAUUCUCUCUCACUACCAUCACCACCUGAUUGCCUCUCUGGAGGAGAAGAGUGCCGGGGUGUACCAGUGUAUGGUCUACAACAAGAUACAGGGACACAGCUUCCAGGACGCCAAGGUGGUUGACAUCCGGCUGUCAGAGAGUGAGAGUGCAGACAGGCAUGUGAUGCCUAACCCUGGUGGCAGUCGGACCUUGUCGCAAAGCUCCUUGUCCCCUUACGCCAUCGGGGCCAUGGUCAGCGCUGCUCUGGCUAUUGUCCUGAUCUUUGUCUUCAUCUUCUUAGCUGUCAAACUUAAGAAGCGCGAGCGGAGAAUGCGAGAGAAGUUAGCCAGGGCUCAUGAUGAAACAUUGGAUGAUCAAGAAGUGGAACUUUUGGAUGAGAACAUACAGCCGUGUAGGGAUGACAUGCCAUUACAGUAUGGGAACCUGAGACAGAACUGGGAGGUGUUGAGGAAUGAUGUUCGCCUGGUGGACAUGGUUGGGAAGGGAUCAUUCACGGAGGUGUAUAAGGGCAGGAUGAGGAGGCACCCAGGCGAGGAGGGCACCAUGAAAGUUGCCAUCAAGAAACCAGCAGUGGAGGCCACAGAUAAAGAGAAGAAGUUUUUUUCAGCAGAGCUGGAAGUAAUGAAAAUGUUGCAGUCCCACCCAAACAUUGUACACUUGAUGGGCUGCUACACCAAGUCAGAGCCUCACCUGAUGAUUCUGGAGUAUGCUGCGGAGGACACUCUGCUCAACUACCUGCAGCUCCACCGGCCUGGCAAGCGUGAGGUGUCUGUGACCAUCAGUGAUAAUGACAGCCAGGCAGUCCGCCUCCACACAAAAGGUCUGACACCUCAGAAGAUGGUACACCUGGCUGCACAGAUCAUUCAUGGACUGGAACAUCUCACCAAAUUCAAACUUGUGAGUUAUCGCCUAAGAGCUGCUGGAAUCCUGGUGGUAAGAGGGGGCAUCUGUAAACUCUCCGGCUUUGGUUUCCCUCAGGACAUCCUGGAGAGGAAUGUCUACGAAGCUGCCUCUGCUCCAAUCCGCUGGAUGUCACCAGAGUCUCUGUCACAGCAUGUGUUUGACACCAGAACUGACAUAUGGGCAUUUGGUGUGGUACUCUGGGAAAUCUUACAUUUUGGAAUGACACCUUACCCCAACAUGGGCCCCCAUGAAGUGGCAGAGAAAGUACAGGCUGGCUAUCGUAUGCCUCAACCUGUGCACAUCAGUAAUGACAUAUACAAGCUGAUGAGCGCAUGCUGGACCGUCAGCCCUGACCAGCCUCCAAAUCAUGAGUGCAUCCUACAGCUACUGGAGCAGUUUGCCACCUGUAGCAGCUGUCACAUACGCCUGGAGAAGAUGCCCGACUACCUGAAGUGGAUGGCCCCAAUACAGGAAGAAAGCAGCCUGGACAUGAAUGGGGAGGCCAAGUGCUGAGAGGUGGCCAGGUAUCAGGAACACAGAUCUGAUCAGCUAGGAUUCUCAUCUGCAACUUGAAGUGUUGUGUAACCCCCUUCUACAUACAUGUUGUAGUAUGGCCCAUUUCCAGUAACUCAUAAACAGGGCUGUCAUAGAUCAAAGAUAUACUUUGCUCAUUUCAUAAGGAUUUGUCAGCUGUUAUUCUGAAGUUAUCGGUGGUAUUGUGUAUCGUUGUGCUGUGGUUUUACCACCGAGGAAUAAUGAAGAUUAAAAAGCUAAAGGGGUUCGUACACAUGUACAUUGUAUGCUACAUUAACACCAUUGCAUUACACAUUGUCCCAUGUGUGGUGCUGCCCUGCAUACUGGGAAAUGACCUGAAUAUGAUUCUUCUCUACUGUGGUAGAGGGUGAGUGUAUUUUGAUGAUGUUUGAUAUGAUGAUGAUUUUGAUAGUUUGGUUAUGGUUUGUUUGUGGUUUGCUUUUGGCGAGUUCUACUGUACUAAUUGAAGAAAGUUUUGGUUUGAAGGUCACAUAUGAAAGUUUAUGGAAUGAUAGAAGCCCACUCUUGGUGUGCUUGUGUAAAGUUAGUCCUCCGCCACUAAGUAAAUGUACAUUAAGCUUUGCUGGCAUUGUUGGUUUGAAGGUGUCAUUAAUUCACAACAUACAUGUAUGUGUACAUAAAAUAACACCUGAAAAGCUCACCGCUUUAUCAUAGUGUACAUAUUGCCUGGUUAGUGUACAUAGAAGUUGCUUGUACAUGUAUGGUUGUGUAAGCUUGUUAAAGUGCUGAUAAAAUGUGCCACUGGAUUAAUUUACAGGUGUAAUAGGCUGUUACAUGUAAGUGUAGGCUAAUGAUUUAAUGAGUGCCAGCAUCAAAACUUGUCAUCAAAUGUGAAAUUUAAAUGAAUGAAUGGGGCCAAGUUUAAGAGAAGUGCUUACUUUGAAGGAUCGUAGAGUUUUGGGGCAUUACUCAUUCUGUGUAUAGCUGAUAGUAACAAAAAUCACUAAACUGCUGAGUUGGUUCAGUUUUAUGGCAUAAGCAUUGUAAAUGAUCUUGUCAUGUUUUCUGAGUUCAUUGCAUUGUGUUUUGUGUGAGUGUUUAGUCUGCAGUCUUAUGAUUACAACUAGUGAACAAGUCUUCAGUCACCCUUGAAAUCAAAGAAAAGAGGUAAUUUUUUUAAAAAUCAUGUUAUAUAUUCUCUCAAAAAUAAAACUUAGUAAAAGUAUUCUUUUGAAUUUAACAUAUAAAUUGAUCUUUGUUGAAACUUUUAACAUUGAAUAUUGUUUAACAUGUAUGAACAUCGGCUUCUUUAGGAAUGUGUAAAGGUCACAAAAUGUUUUGGAGUUGACACCAAAAAUCCACAUGUCACCUGCAUUUAUGAUUGUCUCCAGUGCUUUAUAUAGGCAUUGUCAGAUUUCUCACCAGUGACAAUAUCUUGAUCUUGUGAGUGAAUGGACCACAUCUUGGACCCCAAUACAUUGAGUCUCUGCCUCUCUUCUGUGUUUUUUGCAUUUGUAUUUGAUAGCUAUUGAUACUGUGUAAAUCUGCAUUUGAUUUGUUUUAAUAGUAUGUACAGGUAACAAAACAAGAAUAAAUGUACUACAUGUGUACAUUUAUCCUACUGACAUGUUAUCUUUGUUUUUAUACACCUACACAAUGGUGUACUUUUAUCUGUAAUGUCUACUCAUUGAGGUCUACUAUGUCUGUAGUGUCUACAUAAUGAUAUGCCAGAUCUCUGCAGUGUGUACACAAAGUUGCCUCCUGUGUCUGUAAUGUGUGCACAAUGACAUAUCAUUCAUCUGUAAUGUCUAUUCAGUGAUGUCUACUAUGUGGGUAGUGUCUACAUAAUGAUAUGCCAGAUGUCUGCACUUUGUACACGAAGCUGCCUCCUGUGUCUGUAAUGUGUGCACAAUGACAUAUCAGGCAUCUGUAAUGUGUGCACAAUGGCAUAUCAUUCAUAUUUAAUGUCUACUCAGUGAUGUCUACUAUGUCUGUAGUGUCUACAUAAUGAUAUGCCAGAUGUCUGCACUUUGUACACAAAGUUGCCUUCUGUGUCUGUAAUGUGUGCGUAAUGACAUAUCAGGUAUCUGUAAUGUGUACACAGUGGCAUAUCAUUCAUUUGUAAUAUCUACAAAAUAUCUUACAUAUACAUGUCUGUAAUGUCUAUACAAUAAUUUAUCAUAUUUCUGUAAUGUCUACACAAUAUGUUGCUUGUCUCAAAUGUCUACACAGUGAUGUCUCUUGUAUUUGUAAUGACUCCAGAAACUGUUAGAAGUUAAGCACUGUGUUAUGCAUUGCAGCUCCAGUGAGGCGCAUUUCAGCUCCAGCGAGGCAUAUUUGUAUGAAGUAAUAAGUCAAAUGCAAUAUAAGGGUUUUUAAUACACAUGUAGAGAAAUACAACAAACUGCACCAAGCAUGUGGAACAAUAAAUUCAUGCUGAUUGCGCACAGUUUGUAAUUAGUGUGUCUUCAGCAGCAUUACGGCUUCAGUUUUCAUGCAGCCAGUUUUUUGGAAGAUAUUAAGAAAAAUGAUCAUGAAGAAAUAUACCCCGGCUCAGUCGGUAUUGUGUAUUAUGUUAAUGUUCAUUACAUGGAACCUUCAUCUCAGCAGUCAUGACAGCUGGCUUAUGUAUAGAGCAUUGUUAUUUGCAUAAUUGUUGAUUAUACAUAUGUAAAUGUUAAUUUUUUAAGCUACAGUGACAGUUUGGAGGCAGCAGGCUUGACAGAGACUAGCAUAAUUAAGCCCUCUUGUUUUAGUUGUAACAAUUGCAUAAUAUGAUCAUUCCUUGAUAUUUAAUUAAUCUCUUUCUUUCGCAAAAGAUUUCUGUAAGGAAAAGUACAGUGUUAUUACGUAAUAUGUAAUAGUGUAACUCUGAACCGCAAAGCAAUGACUCACUCUCCUGAUGAUGGCAAAGUGACACGUCUGAACAUUGA